This is a messenger RNA of Daphnia magna, 1032 nucleotides long. RefSeq names its product regulator of G-protein signaling 2-like. The record is from RefSeq and is a predicted model, not a curated record. NCBI's taxonomy places the organism in Eukaryota, Metazoa, Arthropoda, Branchiopoda, Diplostraca, Daphniidae. The coding region runs from base 136 to 609 and encodes 157 amino acids. The transcript is spliced from 4 exons.
CCUCCGCUGCAAAACGCACGUUAUAUAAACGGGCGUGACCAUUCCCUGACUUCACACUGGCAAAGCACAACCAUCAGAACCAUCUCGUCUUUUCAAAUCAUUCAACUCGCAGUGAAUUCAAUCAAACGUUUCGAAAUGCGGAUCCAUCUUGCGUUCCUAGGCAAAAGGAAAGGGGAAUCAUUGUCGGUUCGGCCGCAACCGGAAGAGGCCCAAAAAUGGACGGAAUGUUUCUCGACUUUAAUGACAUCCAAAUACGGAUCGUCUCUUUACCGGGCCUUUUUACUACGCGAAUUCAGCAACGAGAACCUGGAAUUUUGGCUGGCCGUCGAAUAUUACAAGAACAUGAAACCCAAAAAAAUGGCAGCUCGGGCUGCGCAGAUUUACCAGGAUUUUGUGGCCGUUCAAGCACCUAAAGAAGUCAAUCUGGAUGCUGAAACGAGGCUCAUUACAUUAACUAAUGUCCAAUCAAGUCAAUUGGACGAACACGCUUUCGAUCGUGCACAAAGGCGGAUCCAGCACAUGAUGGAACGGGAUUCUUACCUGCGUUUCCUCCAGUCGGGACUGUUUCUCGAACUCAUCCAGACGGAAAACUACCCACCGUCACGAUAAAAAAAAAUUACUGGGACCGUGAAAUUCAACUUCAUUCGAAUUAAAGGGACACUGAAAGUUGAAAUGCGGAGAGCGUCUCUGUAAAUCGCCAUCACUCGCACUUUCAUCAUCGCUAGUUCUGAAAAACUGAUCGAUUUCUGUCCUAUUGAUAAACUACCAAAUACUUUUUGUUAUCAAUUAUCGUUUAGAUUUCUUGUUUGUUUUGUUGUGUAGUCAAAUGAACUGUGAUUUUUUCUGCGAUUUUUGACAAAAUGUGGAAACGACUAAUCGGCUGGUUCCGACGACUUCGUCUUCCCUCAAUUGUAAACAUACAUUCAAUUGAUAAUCGUGCCUGUAAAUAAAAUGAAAACAAUAUAUACUAUUUGUAACAUGGAUGUAUCACGUGUGUAUCACUUGAAUAGAAUGAAAUUGCCUUACAUUAAA